UACUACUUCACCUCACGAGUCUCACGCACGCACCACCUCCCUUUCUAGAGAGAGAAAUAGCACCAACAAACAACAACGCCUAUAGUCUAGUAGAGCCUAGAGAGAGAAAGCGCGAGGAGAGGAGAGGAGAUGGAGCGGCCGGCGCCGGUGAGGAAGUCCCACACCUCGACGGCCGACCUCCUCGCCUGGCCGCAGCAGCAGCACCAGCCCGACGGCCACGCCGCCUCCACCCCCUCCCCCGCUCGCCGCCCCCACCAGCCAUCGGAGGCGCUGAGGAAGGUGGUGUUCGGUGGCCAGGUCACGGAGGAGGAGGCCGAGAGCCUCAACAAGAGGAAGCCAUGCUCCGCGCCCAAGUGGAAGGAGAUGACCGGGAGCGGCAUCUUCGCGGCCGGCGCCGACGGGGAGGCGGAGGAGCCCGGCAGCGCCGCCGCGCCCGGCCGCGCCGCCCCGCGCAAUUACCAGCCAGUUACUGUGAGCCACAUUUCAUUUGCUGAGGAUGGAAGUGUUCCUCCCAAAAAGCCAACUUCAGUGGCUGAGGUAGCAAAGCAGCGUGAGCUUAGCGGUACUCUGCAAAGUGAAGCAGACAGUAAGAUGAAGAAGCAGAUUUCAAAUGCAAAAUCAAAGGAACUCAGUGGCCAUGGCCUUUUUGACCCUCAAGAUGUAAGGCCUAAUGGGGCAAGGAACACAGCAAAUGGCACCGGUGCCUCACACACACCUGUGAGAAAUGCAAAUGUGAGCAGCUUCUCGUUUGGGGAGGCCAACACUGACAGCGUGACGAAAACUGCAAAGAAGAUAACUGGCAAGAAAUUCACCGAUCUCACAGGCAACAACAUAUUCAAAGGAGACGAGGCCCCUGCUUCUGCGGAGAAGCAUCUGAGCACCGCGAAGCUGAAAGAAAUGACUGGGAGCAACAUAUUCGCGGAAGGACAGGCGCCAACCCGAGAGUAUCAUAGCGGGAACCGCAAGCCUCCUGGCGGCGAGAGCAGCAUUGCGCUGGUUUAGCAUUCUGGUGGACACCGUCGCUGUCCGUGUUUUCCUCUUUAGGAUGAACCCUAGGAGUCGUUCUAUCAGCAGAUUGAGCUGCCAGUUUGCUUUCCUGUUUCGACGGUUAGGCAUAAAGUUUGUUUCCUGCUGAUGUGGGUAAAGACAGGCUAUGCUCUCCUAGCAUAACAUUUGUUGUGGUGUUGUAGUUUGGUAUGGUCAGUCACUUUGCUGUGACAUACUCAAAUGGAACAGCCUACAUGGUGUGCGCUCUCAUUUCUGUGACUGAAGAUGCCGUUGCUUUGGUGUCUCUCCUUUCAUUGUGUACGCCAGAUCUGUACUGUUGACAAAUAAUAAAUUGGUUGGUAUGUUGCCUAAAA
Oryza sativa Japonica Group (Japanese rice) is the source of this 1361-nucleotide messenger RNA. RefSeq lists its product as uncharacterized. NCBI's taxonomy places the organism in Eukaryota, Viridiplantae, Streptophyta, Magnoliopsida, Poales, Poaceae. The record is from RefSeq and is a predicted model, not a curated record.